CAAUAAAUAAAUGAUUAUACCCAUUAUUAUAUGGCUGAUGCUGUUAUUGCGAGUCCGCCUGAAUCGUCUUCAGUACGUGCAAUGCCUAUCUUGCCUUGCCUCGACUUGAUGGACCAAUAAAUAUCUGGUUGUUUGUUCCAAGAGAAAUGUAGAUACACAUCUGAGGUACUACAAGUAUCAGUUACAACACAUAACAUGCCACUAGAGACAGCACAUGUCAAAGAGGCAGAGGCUGGGUGUGUGAAGAUGGAGUCCAGAGUGAUGUGUGUGCAGAUUGAGCCCAGCGCGGUAUGUGUAAAGACAGAGCCUGGAGAGAUGUGUGUGAAGACGGAGCCCGAAGCACCGUGUGGGGAGAAGAAGCGUGAGUGUGAGGACAGACUGUAUACCCAUCCUGAUCUCAAGAAUAAGCUUGUGUUGGGCCCUAAGGAGUGGCACCGUCCUCAAGUGUGUUCGGUCAGCAGCAAACGGUUUGCGAUGGCUCAUUCCGUGGUGAUCGAGCGCCUUCGCAGCGAGGCGACUGUUCUUAGUGGAGAAAAACCAUACACCUGCGAACACUGUGGCAAACGUUUCAGAAACAAGUCUACCUUAAGGAAACAUAUACAACGCACACAUUUAUCGACCGGGCCAAGGAAAAUUGCUUGUGAUUCUUCUAGUUCUACAUCCCAGGCCAAAUCGCUUGUAUCACAGAAAGAAAAAACGCACAAACGAAGUCGCCAGAAAAUACGCACUGGAGAGAGGCCUUUUCAUCAAUGUAGUUACUGCGACUACAAAGCUCUUAAAAUACAUCACCUACAAUGUCACAUAAGAAUACACACUGGCGAGAAGCCUUACGCGUGUAGCUACUGUGAUUACAAAUGCAGUCAGAAAUCCGCCUUAAAAGGACACCACAUGAUUCAUACUGGGACAAAGCCGUUUAAAUGUAGCGUUUGCGACUACAGUUGCAGGCUGAAAACAACCUUGUUAAUACAUCAGAGGGUACACACCGGAGAGAAGCCGUACGCAUGUAGUCUUUGCGACUACAAGGGCAGUGCCAGGGCAAACUUACGAAAACACGAAAUGACACAUACUGGCGAGAAACCAAAAACAUCAUACACAUGUAGUUAUUGCGAGUUCAAGUGCUAUGCUAGUUCAGUCUUACGUAAACACGAAAUGAGACAUACUGGCGAGAAGCCAUUUCAGUGCAGUUACUGUGAUUACAAAUUCAGUCAAAAAUAUCACUUACAAAAUCACAUAAGAAUACACACUGGAGAAAAGCCUUACAAAUGUAGUCAUUGCGACUACAAGUGCAGCGAUAGGUCGGCCUUACGAUCUCAUGAAAUGACACAUACUGGCGAGAAGCCUAUUCAAUGUAGCCACUGUGAUUACAAAUGCCGUAACAAUUCAAUGCUACGACGCCACCAGAAGACUCAUACUGGGACAGAGCCUAAAAAUGGAAAAGUUGCGAGGAAAAGUGCAACCUGUACUGUAACAGCACCUGUGGAGUCACCAGAUGAUACACACGGGGGAGAAGCCUUACAGGGAACGUGUCGGGGUACUCUCGGGAAUGGCAAUAAGUAGUGAGGGGCGACGCUCGCGACCUAUCCAGAGGGCCUACUGCGAAUACCGAAGUCCCCGAAUUGCGGGCAUCUUUCUCUAUCACUCAAUUACGCCUUAAUUGGAGCAAAAGAGAAAGAUGCCCACAAUUUGCGAGCUUCGGUGUUUGCACUCCAGGUCUUUAGAAAAAAGUGGACGACGUCAGGAGACCGUUUCUCCAUACAAACAUAGUCCCCAUUUUGCCCUUUGGAUAUUA
Molecule: messenger RNA, 1789 nt
Organism: Cydia splendana
Lineage: Eukaryota; Metazoa; Arthropoda; Insecta; Lepidoptera; Tortricidae
Product: zinc finger protein 271-like
Exons: 4
Coding region: 196-1557 (453 amino acids)
Source: RefSeq, a predicted model, not a curated record